Messenger RNA from Episyrphus balteatus (marmalade hoverfly), 2483 nucleotides. Its product is annotated as putative protein tag-278. The transcript has 5 exons. Lineage: Eukaryota; Metazoa; Arthropoda; Insecta; Diptera; Syrphidae. Bases 128 to 2416 code for a protein of 762 amino acids. Gene Ontology annotation, molecular function: phosphatase binding. The record is from RefSeq and is a predicted model, not a curated record.
UCCCAAAAUUUGUCUGGUUGUCAUAGGAACUCCAUCGGCGAAUUUUUGUUUAUUUUGCUUUAUUGUCUAAUAACAAUCUCAUAAAGGAUACAUUUUCAAGAAUUAAUCAAAAGAAGAAAUAUCAAAAAUGGUUUGGACAAUAAGCAGACCUGAGAGUAAACAUUUAAAUAAAGACACAAGAUGGGAUAGAAUCCGUAAAAAACAUACCAAUAAUUUAAAUGUUAAGACUUCUUUGGUAAAGAAAUUUGUUGAAAUGGACUUUAUCGGUCGAAAUAACACAAAACUAUUGAAUGGAGAAGUUGAUGUAAAAAACAAUUUAAAUCCACUCUUGGUUAUGGAUUUAAGGCAUGAAAUGUUUCAGAAAAAAACAAAUAGUUCACCAAUAAAUGUGAAAAAAUACAAAGCAAAUACUGACAAAUGCAUAAUGCAUAAUUUGGAAGUCGAAGAACACUAUAUUCUUAAUGAACUUUCAAAAUUUAGGGAUCAGUUAGAGAAGAAUCGGCAAAAAUUUAAAAUUAAGCCAGUCAUUUUGGAUAGUGAUCAUGAUCAUUUUAAAUUAAAUAACGUUAAAAUUCUUAAGAGCCUCGAGAACUCAACAAAACAUAUUGAAGAUUUCUAUCAAGCACCUCAAAAAGCAAUGGAACAAUUUGAUAAUUGUCUAGCUCAAGAAGUAAAUGAUUUAAGAGAAGAGAAUUCUGAAAAUGAAAGCUUUUCAAAUUCAUUAAUUGAAGAGAAAACUGGGAAGGCUACUGAUAUGCAUUGUGUACGAUUUGAAGACAAAGUUCAAAUAGUCAAAUACAGCAGAGAGAAUUCAACUUGCUCAAAUACUAGUAAUGGUAUCGACUCUGUUAUAUCUGAUCUAGCUGAAGAAGCACUCAAUGAAAUCGAGAUGGAAAAUGCAUUGGAAGAAGAUGAGUCCACUGACAUUCAAAUAAAAGGAUCUGCACUACAAAAUAAUCUAAACGAUCCUCUGAUUGUAACUAAAAUGCUUCCCGAACAAGAAACUCAAACGAAUGUUGAAAACGAUAAUUCAACAAUUUCAUCCGAAGAACCGGAAGGAAGUUUAUCAAAUGAACAAAACGCUAUUAUCGAGCAGUUAUUCCAGGCUAGAGCACACUCGAAUGUGGGCCUUUUAAGAAAUUAUUUUCUCAAAUGGAUUCACUAUACAACAAUACAAAGAUGUGAGCGUCAGAAUUUCUCAAGUCGAAAUGAUAGAGUUCACAAGAUAAAUGCUUUCCUCGAUCACAUUCGACGAGAAAAAAAGAUUCAAGCAACAUCGAACGUUUCAAAGCCACCAAUAAACGGAGAAACUAAAAUUCAAGCUGCUAACAUUUCGAAAAAAUAUCAAUCAAAAAUUAAAAUACAACAGGACAUCAUAGACUUACAAAGACUUAAACUUGAACGACAAGAGCGACUUAUAACUGAGCUUAAGCUGAAUAAACUGUCCGAUGAGGCCAAAGUAGCUCGUGAAGAGAUUAAAGCCGAAUUGAAGAAUGCAUUGCGGACGGGUGAUUCGAAGGCCCGAGCCAAAGCUAAAUGUUUACAAAUUAUGGGCAAUUUAAGAGAUGAAGAGGAUGAUGAAUUCGCUCGAUUACAGGGUAAGGCUUUGUUACAACCAAAGUUUCUGACAAAUAUGCAGGAACGUGCUUUGGUAAGGAGUGUAAAACAUGAACAAGCCAAACAGCGUCGUCUUCAUCAAGAAGCUGAAAGAGAAGCAGCUAAAAUGGCUGUUGAAGAGGCGAAGCGCCAAGAAGAUGAAGAAGCCAAACGAAUGCGAAUGGAACUUUUGAAGGAAAAGCGUCGUAAAGAGAAAAUGGUAAAAAUUUUAAAAGAGCGUGAACGCCAAAGAGCAAUUGAGAACAAUAAGAAGGCUCAACAAUUCUGUCGGCAUUAUCUUCUUCGACGAAUAGGAAUGGAGGGUUUCAAAAGAUUACUUGAACGAAAAAUAAUAAAUCAGAAAAAGUCAGAUACUUUUCGAAAACAAUUACUCAAGAGAAACACAUUUCGUGCUUGGAAAAAUCUCUAUUUCAUAAUUGUUGAGCGUAAGAAUUAUCUCGCUGAUGAAUUGCAUGCUAAAAUGGUUAUUCGAUGGGCAUUCCAAGCAUGGAUGAACUAUUUGAAUGAAGAAAGAAGUAAAUAUUUGAUAGCAAUCGAUUGGUAUGAAUUGAAAUUGAAUCAAACCAUAAUCACACAAUGGUUGGGUUAUACCAAGUUACAGAAAAUGAUAGAAGAUGUUAAAAUGAAACAAGCUGAACUUCAUCAUCAAUGGCACCUCAAAUGGAAGGUUGUUGACCGUUGGCAGCAGCUUCCUCAGAUUCUUAAAUUAGAAAAAGAAACCAAUGAACGCCGACAGAGGUGGAGAAUGAAGAUCUGGGAAUUACUGCCUGAUUACACACCCAAUCAGGAUAUUAUUUAACUUUAGUCUAGUAAUAUGUUUUGUAAUAAUUUUUUUCUUAAAUCAAAUAAUACUCAUAAAAACAGUA